Microplitis demolitor is the source of this 609-nucleotide messenger RNA. RefSeq lists its product as uncharacterized. The record is from RefSeq and is a predicted model, not a curated record. The coding region runs from base 204 to 539 and encodes 111 amino acids. Lineage: Eukaryota; Metazoa; Arthropoda; Insecta; Hymenoptera; Braconidae. The transcript is spliced from 4 exons.
UAUUUUUAUUUACAUUUUGUAUACAAGUAGAGCCAUUUGAUAUAGACAAUAAUUUAGCUGAUAAACCAGCAGCAUGUAAAUACUUUAAACGGACAGCAAAACCUCUCGAAGAUGAUGUACUGAAAAAAUCAACGGACAUUGGAGAGAAAGUAAAUAAAAAAAAUGAGGAAAAGCACAAUAGCUGUUGCGAAAAUUGUGGACUGAUGAGAUUCGGAAUAGUGCAAAAAAUAAUUUAUAGUAACGCUAACGAUGCUGAGGACGUGUCAUUUUCAUCGGCGUGCGUUAGAUGUGGCCUUUGCCUUGCAAUAGCCGAUAAGAUAAAUAAAACUUUGAUUGAUGUACAUGACGAUCUGUCACCUGAUCGAUGGCUUAAUAAUACCGAAGUCCAUAUUCUUUUUGGCAUUAUAUGCAAUGAGUCAUUCGUACGAUAUCGUUUACGUGAAAUAAAUGGGGAACGUUAUAUAGGCGAAAGCUAUCCGGGCUCUAUUCUCAUUGGAUCUACGGCCAAUGGCUUAUGGGAAAAAAAAUGUCGGUGGUGACAAUUUGUAUAAUUAUUGGAAAGACUGGUACGCUGGUUUUGAUAUAAAAUUUAGGAAUAUUUUAUGUCGU